This is a messenger RNA of Exophiala xenobiotica, 488 nucleotides long. RefSeq lists its product as uncharacterized. The transcript has a single exon. The coding region runs from base 131 to 448 and encodes 105 amino acids. Lineage: Eukaryota; Fungi; Ascomycota; Eurotiomycetes; Chaetothyriales; Herpotrichiellaceae. The record is from RefSeq and is a predicted model, not a curated record.
CACAAUUCAAGUAUCUCAGACGCUCGGGCGUUCCGGCGCCUACUGUUGCAAGCUUGCUCAGGUCAAGUAUCCCUCAUAGACCUGGGUCCGCCGCCCCCGAAUAACAGUCUCAGACUUCGUGUAAGCUGCUAUGCGAAUAUGCGGCAGCUUCAUCGCGAGGGGAAACCAUUCUACACCCAGUAUUGUCGCAACUGGUGCCUCGUCCACCUCGUCCAACAGUACUAUGACGAAUCCGGCAUCCGACUGGCCGAAGUUCACAAUUUAUUCCCCCAUAUCACGGAGAGCCCGGACUACGAACGAUGCCACGUUACUUGACGCCACACAGAAGAAGCAGGCAGAGGCUACAGAUGCAAUAUGUGGCGGAGUCCUGGGGCAACCGUACCUGAAUGAGACCCGAUUCCGCCAGUCGCUUCACGUUGCCAGCGGGACAAUUCAACAGUGCAAUUAAGCAUUAGCUUGUCUUGUGAAUGGACGCCACAUCAAUGAGC